GCCGCCGCCGCCGCCACCGCCGCCGCCGCCGCCGCCGCCGCCACCGCCGCCGCCGCCGCCGCUGACGCCGCCAGUCUGUUGUCGCCCGUAGACCGGUGCACAACAGCGAGCGUCUCCGUCAUCGGCCCACCUCUAUCCGCCCCUACCGCCGUCAUCACAGAGCGAGAGUCCCUCGGACAGUGUGCCUGGCAGCAGCGGAAAGCUCGGUGGUCGCCCCACAACAUCUUGUGCAGAAGAAGCCAUGGAUUCGGAGAAAGGAGCUCUGUUGGGAUCAUCCAAGCGCAAGGACUAUGGGUCAGGAGCGUUCGGCAACGGGUCCCUAGGGGAUCGUGAGAUCUUUGUGCCACCAAUUGAGCCCGACUCGGGCUCCGGGUGCUGGCCAUGCUGCUGGAAACCAACCUCCUACAGACAGAUUCUGGACCAUGUACCCGAAGACCAUUGUCACCGCCAGCGAGAGUCCGGCGUCAACCGGAAGGCCACCAAGCAGCUGCUGAUCGCCACGUCACUCUGCUUCUGCUUCAUGCUCAUUGAGGCUAUCGGCGGCUACAUCUCCAACAGUAUCGCAGUGCUGACGGACGCCGCCCAUCUCUGCACCGACCUGUUCGCCUUCAUCGUCUCUCUUAGCGCUCUGUUCGUGGCCGCCAGACCGCCGAGCAGUCGGAUGAGCUUCGGAUGGCGGCGCGCAGAGGUGAUGGGCGCUCUCAUCUCCGUGCUUCUGAUCUGGAUCAUCACAGCCAUUCUGGUCGACAUGGCUGUCGACCGCCUGCUCAACCCCGACUACGAAAUCAACGCCCCCGUCAUGGUCGGAACCAGCGUGGCGGGCAUCAUCAUCAACAUCAUCAUGGGCUGUGCGCUAAACCAGGACGCUGCUGGGUCUGAGGAGAAUGUCAACAUCAACGUGCGAGCCGCAUUCAUCCACGUGCUCGGCGACCUGAUUCAGUCCAUAGGAGUCUGUAUCGCGGCGAUCAUCAUUUACAUGAGGCCUGACUGGAUCAUCGCCGAUCCGAUCUGCACCUUCAUCUUCUCAGUAAUCGUGUUCUCCACCACGAUCGGUGUGCUCAAGGACGCCCUCAGAGUGCUGCUCGCCGCCACACCUCCCGAACUGAACCUCCAUGACAUCUCUGCGGCUCUGCUCGACGUUCCUGGCGUGGUGGGCCUGCAUGGACUGCGAGUGUGGGCGCUCAGCAUGGAUACCAACGCCGUCAUGGUGCACCUGGAGAUCAAGUAUUACGAAGACGGCGCAGCUGCUCUCGAAAAGGCCACAGACGUCCUGCGGAACAAGUUCCACUUCUACGAGAUCUGCGUGCAAGUGGACACCUUCACGAACAGCAUGAACCACUGCACGAUCUGCAACGAAAACAAAGAGGUCACCACGCGGCCGGGCACUGUGACCGUCUGAGGCGGGGCACCACCACCACCACCACCGCCGCCGCCGCCGCCACUGCGAACUACCGCCAGUUUCAGUCACUAAGAGGAGUCAGUGUGUAGCGCCGCCGGGGUCCGCCAGUCCACAGCGUGCGCUCCAGAGCAGGUGCCAUCAGCGAUUGAUCCAUCUUUGGCAGUCGGCCUAACUCAGUGGUUGUCUAUGAACAGAGCCGUCCACUGUGGCAGCUAUUUACCCGCAGAGCCGUCCACUGUGGAAGUCUAUUUACCCAUAUCACCGUCCACGACUCUAAUAUUUUUAUCACAUAGCCGUCACUAGUGUCAGGUCUGUGUGUAUUGUCGUCCACAAUGAUCAAAUAAAUGAGGCCCUCUGUGGUGUCUACGAAGCUCCCCGUCUACAACAGCUGUCUUUUCUAUAGGAUUAUCGUUCACUUUAGCCAUUUAGCCAUUAGCCGUCUGCUGUAGCUGUAGCCGUCUUCAGCCGUUUAUUGUAAAUGUCUCCUGUAGGCAUUUACAAUAGCCGCCUGCUUUAGCUCUCUAAUUUAGCCGUCUGCUGUAGGCAGCUGUCUACAGUAGCCGUCUACAGCAGCCUGUCAACAGUAGCUGUGUUUUGUAGCCGUCUUCUGUAGCCGCCUGCAGUAGCUGGUCUUCAUUAUCCGUCUGCUGUAGCCGUCUGCUGUAGCUGUCCGCUGUAGCGUCUACAGUAGCCGUCUACUGUAGCCGUCUACUGUAGCCGUCUGCUGUAUCCGUCUGUUGUAGCCGUCUGCUGUAGCCGUCUGUUGUAGCCGUCUGUUGUAGCCAUCCGUUGUGGCCGUCUACAGGAGCCGUCUGCUGUAACCGUCUGCUACAGCCGUCUUCUGUAGCUGGUCUGCAAUAGCCGUCCACGGAAGCCGUCUGCUGUAGCCGUCUACAGAGCCGUCUGCUGUAGCUGUUAACAGCUGUUGUAGACAUCUGUGGUAUCUACUACAGCCAUCUACUGUAGCCGUCUUUGGCUGUGGGCGUCUAUGACCCAUAUGGUCCGCUACUCGUAUGCCCGUCUUCGGCCGUCUAUGGUCGUCUUUGGCCGUCUGGAGUGGCCACCUGCCGUCUGGCGCCCGCCCUGGUUGUGUUUUAAAUGUGGAUGUCGUCUGAGGCAUGUGAAAUGUAAAUGAGACCUGUCGUCUACUACGACCGACUAAUUAUAAAUCGCUGUGGAAUUUCUUACUGUGGUCAUAAGUAUUAUGUAAUUGUUAAACUUCUUGUUUUCAAGCGAUCUGUACGAAUAUUUUCGAAGCUGAAGCGUUUAUAUGAUGUCAACAAUAACAUCACCGAUGACGCAUUGUUAACUUUGAGGUGUACUGUAGUCGAUAAGCGGUGAACUUCAGACGGCAAAUAAGCGUCACUUUUGAUCUUGAACCGUAACAUUUGUGCCAUGCUUUUGACGUAAGGCUGGCAAGCAUCGACGAUCUUACACUGUGGCCAAUGCAUUUAUAAAUCACGUGUCGAGUG
This is a messenger RNA of Amphibalanus amphitrite, 2871 nucleotides long. RefSeq names its product zinc transporter 2-like. The record is from RefSeq and is a predicted model, not a curated record. Gene Ontology annotation, biological process: zinc ion transmembrane transport; response to zinc ion. Gene Ontology annotation, cellular component: plasma membrane. Gene Ontology annotation, molecular function: zinc ion transmembrane transporter activity. The transcript has 9 exons. Lineage: Eukaryota; Metazoa; Arthropoda; Thecostraca; Balanomorpha; Balanidae. Bases 242 to 1399 code for a protein of 385 amino acids.